Molecule: messenger RNA, 714 nt
Organism: Rhodamnia argentea
Lineage: Eukaryota; Viridiplantae; Streptophyta; Magnoliopsida; Myrtales; Myrtaceae
Exons: 1
Coding region: 113-409 (98 amino acids)
Source: RefSeq, a predicted model, not a curated record
UCCAAUCCGACCUCGAAGAUUCAUCAGGAAUUUCCGACACAGUCCCACCACUUCUCGGACAGAUUCGACGAUUCUGACAACAGAAUCCCAGGCAGAAAAAACGAACCAAGAAAUGGUGUUCAAUGGCGUGAUGAUACUGAGAGUCGCCCACGAAUCCGCCCACAUGUGGCAAAGCGCGGCCUGCAUUCCGGUCGCGGAGCGGGUGAGCAGCCGCCAGCUGCUGGAUCUCGUCUGCUGCUUCCCUCUCCAUCAAUUGGGUCGUCUCGCGCUCUUCAUCUGGACCUUCCUCUGCGUGGCCCCACCCGACUCCUACUACUCUUACUCUUACGCCUCCGAUGACUCCGACUCCGACGGCAGCGAAACCCCCGUCGAUUACGAUGACUACCGCCACGACUCGCAUUCCGAUUGAUUGGUUCGGGUGGAUUUCCUGUACAGUAACUUCCUCACCAUCCAACCCAUGCUUUUGGGUUGUUUUUGUUUUGCGUCUCUUUUGGUUUUACAGAUAGUUUCUGCGUUUUCUUUUUCCUUCUUUUUGUGAAGUUGGUUUUUUUUUUUUGGGGCUCCGGUGGAGUUCAUUGUAUUUAUUGUGUUAUAUUAACAGAUGUCGUAUCCGGGUUUUCAUUUUGUUUCUCUGUAAUUUCGUUUGUCUUGGUGGGCGACUAGACUAAAUGGGGUUCAGUAAAUCUUGAAAUGGAGGUGAAUAUUUCGAGUUUA